UCACAGUCACUAGUCUUUAACGCACUUUGUUCGUGGUUGGUCGCGCAACGAGCGUUGCCUUUUUUUAAAUAAUAAUUCCCUUGACGCAAAGCCCGACGACGUGACGCACCGCAAAAACAAGGGAUGACAACGGCGGCGGCGGCGAAGGGAGGAAGAUAACGAGAAAUAAUAGUCAUAUCGUCGGCGGUUUUUAAGGCGAAAAAGAGAACGAGUGUGAGUGCCUGGAGAGGAAGCGACUUCGCUAAUCGCAAGAAAAGAAGAAUCGCGCGGCUUGUACACAAUUUUUCAUGUUAUUAAUGAAAAUAGUAUUAAACAUUAAGCGUCAUAAAAAAGUACGCAGCGGAGUGAAGAAAACAACAACAACAUCGGAGCAUAAAAUAGCAGAAAUAUAAAUACAUACUUGUCCGCUUCUAGAUUACAUACAAUUUGGAAAACUAAUAUUAUAUGCCAUUAAAAAUCUUAGCGAUUCACUUCGGAAUUGUUUUCGAUUAUAUCAUUACGUGCUUCGAAAGAUAUGUAAUUUGGACACUCGGCCUGUGUUUUCGGGGUAUCGUUUUUCGCUCGUCGACAAUUAGUGACAAUUGUUUUUUUCCUACGCCGAGAGGAUUCUACUACCCCCAAUCACACAUAAUAAUAAUCACAAUAAUCAAUUGUGUGAAAGCAGCGAUUAGUAGUGAUCAUUUGCGCGCGCCGGCAAUGCUGCUGCUGCUUUGUGUGAGUGCUAAGUGAUAACGUUCACGAUUACGUGAAGACAGUGUCAAAACAAUAAUUAGUUUAAAUCGAAACGAUAAAUUAGUGAUGUUUAUGUGCAGUUUUUUGCCCCAUCGUGUCCAACAUUGUGUGCUGGUGGCAGUGUAGUUGUGUGGGGCUAAUACUAACCGGCCACCAUUGACUGUAGGGCCCGGGAACUGUUGACCGCGAGAGAAUUGUGAGACCAAGUGUUACCUAAAAUUAGUAUAACAACAACAUAGCGUAAUUAAAUCCUGGACAUCUCGGCGUUUAUUUUGCCGGUUGUUUUCGUUUCUUCAACAUUAGACCGGCCGACCAGUGAAUGAAGAUAGUAUUUAAUUAUAACAACAAUAAAACCCCUUCCCUCUUGGACUCGAGUGCAAGUGAAUCAUGGUCUGUUCGUGGAGGAAUUGAUUAUGAGCAUCGUGUCUAGCUAGGAUCGUGCCCACCACAGCUAAUCGGUACACUUACACGUGUUUCUGCGAGCAAUCUUCACCCGUGUGUUCCUAAUCAAUUAGUUACAUUUUGUGAUAUUAAUCUUAGUUUUCAACAACAACAAAGCAACAAAAUAAAAUUAAAAAAACAACCGUCGGAAAGUGCGCGGGAGCAAAUCAUUCUGUUGACACAUUGGCGCUCAAUCCAAAUCAUCACCUCCUGAUUGCUUGAAUUAGUCGUGAAGUGAUGGCAUUUUGUUGGAUCUCGAUCUCGACGUGAAACAACAGUGAAGCAAACAGGAAAAAAAACCGAGAACAUGAACAACAUAAUAUCCCAGCGGGGAUUCUCCUAUUCAUGUGUGUGCUUUUGAACCCCAGGAAGUGUGUGAAACUAUCAACAACAAUCCAAAGAAGAGAAGAACCCGAAACACAAAAAUAGUUUGAAAAAAAAAAACACAUCAGGAUAACACAGUGCGCCAGGGAUAGCAGAACUCAGCGGUGACCUGGUUGGAUUAGUGAGAGAGAAGAAAGAAACCGAGAAACAACAUCACAUCAGCACGAGUGAGAAUCGAUCGGGGGAAGCUGUUUCCUUGUGCAUCUCCCUGCAAGUCCCUGGGAGCGAGAUAAAAAAAGUGAUUAUUAAGUGAACAACUUCCGGAUGGUGUCAGUGUGACCUAUAGGCUAAGCUAGGGUCAGUCGAAAUUCGUGCGCGCCAAAGUGAACAACCCCAGUGGCGACCGUAACGCCGUAAAACGCCAGUAAACCUCCCCCCCCAAGUGAAGUGGCUUUUGUGGGCGAUAGGCGCUGUGCUCAAAGCAGGUGCUGUGCUGCUGAGUGGGCGCGAGGAGUUUCCUCCAACGGCAUUACGAUUCAUUUCGAAAAAGUGGCCUCGAUCGGCCCCAACACGCUCAACUUCACGGAUCUCGGGAGCCCUUACGAGGGCCCCCCCAGUACGCCACAGUCCGGGAUGGAUGCACCGGACGCGCCCCACACGCCAAAGUACAUCGACGGCGGGGCGACGGCCGCGGGACCCGGCAAGUCUGCCUUCGUGGAGCUCCAACAGCACGGAUAUGGCGGCAUCCGAAGCGGGUACCAGCAUUUUGGAGCGCAGGGUGGACAGGACUCGGGGUUCCCGAGUCCGCGUAGCGCACUCGGCUAUCCUUUCCCGCCUAUGCAUCAAAAUUCGUAUUCAGGUUAUCACUUAGGGAGUUACGCACCUCCCUGCGCUAGUCCACCGAAAGAUGAUUUCCUCUCGGACAAAAUCGAAGACACCGGUCUGCGGGUGAACGGCAAGGGCAAGAAAAUGCGUAAGCCCCGCACCAUCUACAGUUCCCUACAGCUGCAGCAGCUCAACCGAAGAUUUCAACGAACGCAGUACCUAGCGCUACCGGAGCGGGCGGAACUGGCGGCCAGCCUAGGACUAACUCAAACGCAGGUGAAGAUUUGGUUUCAAAACCGACGAUCGAAGUACAAGAAGAUGAUGAAGGCAGCGCAGGCACCCGGUGUCGGGGGAGGACUUCCACUGGGCGCACCGAACCAAGGUGGUCACAGUCCGUCGCAGCAUCAGAACAUGCAUCAAGCACCCGGCGGUGGCUCUAGUAGUGGCUCGCCAUCGCAUUUCCUACCUCCCGGACACAGUCCAACGCCGUCGAGUACACCGGUCUCGGAGCUGUCACCUGCCGAUCGAAUUCCAGGUCUCAGUCCGCCCUCGCAAGCACCCUGGGAGCAGAAACCCCCGCCGCACUGGGGUGACCACAAACCACCGCAGAUGGGACCGCAGGCGAACCACGCACAUCCGCAGCCGACCCACGCGCCCCAGAUGGGCGGCUACGUACCUCAGUACUGGUAUCAGCCGGAAACGAAUCCAUCACUACUAACGUAGUGUGUGGCCGGCCGUUUAACAGAACGAGAAUGUAAAUUAUAAUUUUAACUAUCCCUAGUGUGUAAUAGAGCAAGGUUUAAAACAACAGCAGUGAAAGAAAAAAGAGAAAAACAAACAACAAAACACAAAACAGUGAUCUGAUAAUUUCUAGAGCUAUAGUGGAAAAUUGCAAAGCGAAAUAAAAAUAACAACAACAAAACAAAACAAAAUGCAGGCCGCCAUCACAGGUCGGAACAACGGGGCGCGCGUGGAAGAUCUUCGACGACACAAAGUGCAUUGGAGUUCCUGAGAUACAUAAAGCUUCAGUAUUGAGACCGGUGUGGUGUGAAAUCACAACGAGGGAAUGGACACUGUCCCGCUGAAAGACAAAACUUGAGCUUAUUUAUAGAACAUACCAUUCCGAUAGCAAAAAAAAAACAAAAAUAGAGCGAUAGAAAGAGAGAGUUGGUGAAGUGUUUGUUUUUGUUGUGGCUAAUCUGCACGGGAGGGAGGGGUAGAUCAGGAAAAGUUGAAUGAGCGAUAGCAGAGCUUUGUGCAAUAUUUGUAAGUGUUAAUCGUAAUGUAACCUUUUCUCUUUUUGUUGUCCUGUUUUUAAUUUCACGAAAAUUGCUUCCCCCUCCCCAAAAGGGGGAGGGUGACAGUAAUACGCAUCCGAGUUUACUUAACGUUUGACAAAAUCAUAAUCGGGAAGGCAUUUCUGACAUUCGAGUCAAACCAAGAAAAAAAAAACAAACAUUCCUAACCGAAACCGGUGAUCGUAAAUAGAGACAUUCCAAGGACGCAUACAGACUCAAUCUGGCAUUGAACAGUUCCGCGUACAAUUCCGUUUGCAUUUCAUGUUAAUUUUCCUACACUUUUCUGCUGCCAUUGAAACGAAUUGCGAACCGUAAACAUAUUCGAGUGCAAUAAGGAAGCACAGAUGUUGCGUUUUUUUUGGUUACUUUUAAAUCAAUCGCGAAAUAAAAAACGCACCCGACGAAGCGUCGAAGUUCAGCAUUCGAAAAACAAACGAAAGACAACAGGAUAGAGAACCAACCAAGUAGCAAUUUUAAACGGAGAAAGAGUUUUAACCAAUUGCAUCAUAGAUUGUAAAUAUUACAAUUUAAUAACUAGCAGCGGGUAUAUCGCAGAAAGAUUUGAUUUUAUUUUGAAUUGAACAAAAAAAAAUGCUUGACAGCGAAUCUAUCGAAUUUAGGCGUCGGUGAGGAUCGAAUCUCUUUGUAUGUUGGUGUAUGUGAGAUGUGUGUGUGAGAGAGAGCGAGAUCAAGAGUACUUGUGGACCGGUUUUUUUGCUCUGUAAAAGUACUAAUAAGUUAGUUGGACACAAAAGUGAUUAUUGUGAUUAGCUGGUAAUUAAAUUAAAGAAGAAAUGACGCAGACAUUUAAAGCAAAUUUGUACAUAAAACUACACAUUAACGAUAAAUGCAACAAUACAAGGAUACAAGUAAGUUAAUCGAUUGUAUUAAAAAAAUAUUUAAAUGGUUUGUGAGUAGGCAGUCAAAAUGGAUGCAGAGGAAUUCAAGCGAGAAAAUUCAAUUUAUUGAAUAGACAUUUGAUUUUAAUAUUUUCUUUAGUAAAAACAAUCAUUGAAAGGCAUACAAACAAAGAGUAAUAAUUAUGGAAGAUUUUCUAUGGAAAAUGUUUUUUGCAACGCAGCAGAUGACAAUUAGCGAGCGAAGUUGCGCAGGAUGGGUUGUUCCUUUCGCGGACACACUCGAUCAUGUGUAGGUGUUAAGAAUUGUUUAUUAUUAUAUUACAAUGAUAUAAUGUAAUGCAAAUUAUAUUAUGGAAAUCCUGUAACGAUUGUGAAUGUAAAUUGCAAAAUUCGAAGGACGGUA
This is a messenger RNA of Toxorhynchites rutilus septentrionalis, 4883 nucleotides long. RefSeq names its product homeotic protein distal-less (gene Dll). The transcript is spliced from 7 exons. The record is from RefSeq and is a predicted model, not a curated record. Lineage: Eukaryota; Metazoa; Arthropoda; Insecta; Diptera; Culicidae. The coding region runs from base 2131 to 3045 and encodes 304 amino acids. Gene Ontology annotation, biological process: regulation of transcription by RNA polymerase II. Gene Ontology annotation, molecular function: DNA-binding transcription factor activity, RNA polymerase II-specific; RNA polymerase II cis-regulatory region sequence-specific DNA binding.